AUGUCAUUGGAUAAUACCGGCCCCGAGUUGGUGAAAGACCAGUUCUUCGGUACGUCAGCAGUCAUUUACAUUGCGAACCCUUUCAUACAGCAGCGGGGGCACCACUGUUACUACACUGCCUACACUACAUCUCCGGGUGACACUGUGCCCGCCUGGCAGCGGCUACUGCCGCAAGAGGAGGCGUUUUGUUCAGAAGACCCGUUUGCAGCACCGGACAAUGCCCAGGCCUCCCUAGAGGACGAUGACGAGAUGGCAGAAGAGGCUGAAGUCGAGACGAGGAGAAAACAGGCCUCCACCACGGACAUUACGCUGUUUCUCGACCAUAUCUUCCGGCCGAACCUCUUCUCUAAACUUGCCAUUUACAAUGCACUUCAAUCAACUUUACAAUGCCACAAUCGACCCAUAGCACGCGUGAAUCCAAACGAAUCACUUGAGUCCCUCCGAAUAACAGUAACCCGGUGUCUAUCAACUGAGCUGCGGUCCCAAAUGUCAGCUACGGAGUUUAAGAACCUUCUCUACGCCUUUCAUGCCAGCGUAACGGAUUAUCACACGCAGGGUUGUCAGCCUCUUGGACUUUUCAGCUUGACUCCUAAGCCACAGACGCUGUACGAACAGAUGCAGGCCAUCCAACUAUACACUCGCGAAAGUUUACUGACGCGCUGUCGUGCGUUGGUGCGGAAUCUGUCAAACAAUUCUGUCUGGCUCAGCCACGACCGCGAACUCUUCCAUGACUUCGAUAACUUUUCCAACCCGAAGGCCGUCUUAGGUCGACUUCUGUGA
Molecule: messenger RNA, 780 nt
Organism: Dibothriocephalus latus
Lineage: Eukaryota; Metazoa; Platyhelminthes; Cestoda; Diphyllobothriidea; Diphyllobothriidae
Source: the annotation of a GenBank genome assembly